AUGAGGCUGAUAAUCCAGGCAGCAGCACUGAUUAGUGUGAUUCAGGCAUGGGUCAUGUUCAUGCACCAGAGAGCUGUUCGUCGUGCUGGGAGACCUUUGAUCCGUUAUGGUCCAUUGUUUCCCCGGGAACAGGAGAGGAUCCAAAAUCUGAACUACAUCUACAACUGCAAUGACGUCGAGGCUCUGUGGAUGCUUAGAAUGAAAAGAGCACCAUUUGCCAGGCAUGUCGAGACCUUCAGGAGCAGGGGGCUGUUACAAGGUAGCAUCAACACCAGUGUCGAAGAGCAAGUGGCCAUGUUCCUCCAUGUUGUUGGCCAUAACCAGAGGUUCAGGGUCAUUCACAACACGUUCAGGAGAUCAAUGGAGACCAUCUCUAGGUACUUCAAGCAGGUGUUUUUUGCUAUUGGGGAGCUUAGAGGAGAGAUGAUCAGGAGACCAUCUGGCCAGACUCCACCCAAGAUUCGCGGAAGCCCAAGAUGGUAUCCAUAUUUCAAGUUCACAUAUGUGCUGGCUGGCUGGGAGGGGUCAGCGCAUGAUGCUAACAUUCUCACUAACAGCAUGAGUCGACCUGAUGGGAUCAACAUCCCUGACGGCAAGUUCUACCUUGGAGAUGCUGAAUAUGCAUGUCGGCCGGGUAUUCUUCCACCCUUCAGGAAAACCAGACACUCCAGCCUUAGAGUAACUGUUGAGAGGGCAUUUGGAGCUCUGAAGAAUAGGUUUAAGAUCCUAGGUCAGAAGCCAUUCCACCAAUACACCACUCAGGUUAAGCUAGUUCUUGCUUGUUGCAUUCUGCACAACUGGAUCCUCCAGUGGGGCUUUUAUGAACACGUGCCUGAGGAGGAAGAUGUCGAGCCUGACGAUGUUGUUAGCUCCGGCCAUGGUCUCGAGGCAUUUGACAAUGAUGCUAGGAAGAACAAAAGGUUGGAGUGGGCAGAGGCGAUGUGGCUUAACAGAGGUCAAUGA
Molecule: messenger RNA, 963 nt
Organism: Aegilops tauschii subsp. strangulata
Lineage: Eukaryota; Viridiplantae; Streptophyta; Magnoliopsida; Poales; Poaceae
Source: RefSeq, a predicted model, not a curated record